AUGGGAAAACACAACAGUAAGCUGGCCCCCGAGAUGCUGGACGACCUGGUGAGAAGCACAGAGUUCAGUGAGCAAGAGCUAAAGCAGUGGUACAAGGGCUUCCUGAAGGACUGUCCCACCGGUAUCCUCAACCUGGAUGAAUUCCAGCAGCUCUACAUCAAGUUUUUCCCCUAUGGAGAUGCUUCCAAGUUUGCCCAGCACGCCUUCCGCACAUUUGAUAAGAAUGGCGAUGGGACGAUCGACUUCCGGGAGUUUAUCUGUGCCCUGUCCGUCACCUCCAGGGGAAGCUUUGAGCAGAAGCUGAACUGGGCCUUUGAGAUGUAUGACCUAGAUGGAGACGGGAAGAUAACCCGCUUGGAGAUGCUAGAAAUAAUUGAGGCCAUUUACAAGAUGGUGGGGACGGUCAUCAUGAUGAGAAUGAACCAGGACGGGCUGACGCCCCAGCAGCGGGUUGACAAGAUCUUCACCAAGAUGGACAAGGACAAGGAUGACCAGAUCACCCUGGAGGAGUUCAAGGAAGCUGCCAAGAGCGACCCCUCUAUUGUCCUCCUCCUGCAGUGUGACAUGCAGAAAUAG
Terrapene triunguis (Three-toed box turtle) is the source of this 576-nucleotide messenger RNA. RefSeq names its product hippocalcin like 4 (gene HPCAL4). The coding region runs from base 1 to 576 and encodes 191 amino acids. Lineage: Eukaryota; Metazoa; Chordata; Testudines; Emydidae. The record is from RefSeq and is a predicted model, not a curated record. Gene Ontology annotation, molecular function: calcium ion binding. The transcript has 3 exons.